AUGGUAACUUGUGAGGUGAUGCUUCCAGACUCGUCGGACUGGAUAAUAAUCUCGGUUGUGUAUGCUUCAAAUGAUGAGACAGAAAGGAAAUUGCUAUGGUCUGAGCUAAGAGAUUUAUCUGUGGAUAGAAGAAUUCAGGGGAGAGCUUGGCUAGUAAUGGGAGAUUUCAAUCAAACUCUCAACCCUCAAAAGCACUCGAUCCCGGCAGCACAAUCUAUCAACAGAAGAAUGUUGGAAUUCCGAAAUACUUUGCACAAUGAAGAUCUUUCAGAUUUAACCUUCAAGGGAGAAACUUUUACUUGGUGGAAUAAAUCAGCCUCUCGUCCAGUAGCUAAGAAGCUUGAUAGAGUGCUGAUCAACGAGUAUUGGAUGAAUCAGUUCCCCGCCUCGUACGCAAAGUUUGGCGAACCGGACUUCUCCGAUCAUGCAUCCUGCGGUAUAGUUCUUGAUCACGGCUCGCUUUCUCAGAAAAGACCUUUCAAGUUCUUCAACUACCUCCUACAAAACAGUGACUUCCUAUCUAUCAUAGCCGACCACUGGUUCUCCUGCUCAAUCUCUGGAUCAGCCAUGUUUAGAGUCUCUAGGAAGCUGAAGUCUUUGAAAAAUUCAAUCAGAAGAUUCAGAAAACAGAACUACUCAGGCAUCGAAAAGCGUACUGCUGAGGCGCACGAGAUCAUGCUAUACAGACAGCAAAGAGUGCUUUCAGAUCCUUCACCGAAUAAUGAUUUGUUAGAGCUAGAAGCUCAAAAACGUUGGGGUAUCUUGGCUUCAGCAGAAGACGCUUUUCACCGGCAGAAAUCAAGAGUAACUUGGCUGAAGGAUGGUGAUUCAAACUCAGCUUACUUCCAUCGAGUUGCAGCAGGAAGAAAGGUUCUGAACCACAUCCACUACUUAGUUGACGAGAAUGGAGAUCGUGUGGAGUCAGACCAAGGGAUUAGAAGCCACUGUGUAAAUCACUUUCAAAAUUUCUUGGGAGGUGAUGUUGGGGAGAAAAUGUUUGUCCAAGAAGACAUUGAUCUCCUGCUUCUUUAUAGAUGCACAUCUGAGCAGAAGGCUUUCCUACAGGCGGAGUUCUCCUCAGAGGAUAUCAAAGAGGCUUUUUUUUAUCUUCCAAGAAACAAAUCUUGUGGCCCUGAUGGAUACUCGGCUGAGUUUUUCACGGAAAGUUGGAAUAUAGUUGGCCCGGAGGUUAUAGAGGCGGUGUAG
Molecule: messenger RNA, 1206 nt
Organism: Microthlaspi erraticum
Lineage: Eukaryota; Viridiplantae; Streptophyta; Magnoliopsida; Brassicales; Brassicaceae
Source: the annotation of a GenBank genome assembly